Molecule: messenger RNA, 1607 nt
Organism: Elephantulus edwardii (Cape elephant shrew)
Lineage: Eukaryota; Metazoa; Chordata; Mammalia; Macroscelidea; Macroscelididae
Product: coatomer subunit gamma-1-like
Exons: 12
Biological process (GO): endoplasmic reticulum to Golgi vesicle-mediated transport; intracellular protein transport; organelle transport along microtubule
Cellular component (GO): endoplasmic reticulum-Golgi intermediate compartment; Golgi membrane; endoplasmic reticulum
Molecular function (GO): structural molecule activity
Source: RefSeq, a predicted model, not a curated record
GUGGUGGUUGUCCAGGCCAUCAGUGCCCUGUGCCAGAAGUAUCCUCGAAAGCAUGCUGUCCUCAUGAACUUCCUGUUCACCAUGCUACGAGAAGAGGGUGGUUUUGAGUAUAAGCGUGCCAUCGUGGACUGCAUCAUCAGCAUCAUCGAGGAGAACUCAGAGAGCAAGGAGACAGGGCUCUCCCACCUGUGCGAGUUCAUUGAAGACUGCGAGUUCACUGUGCUGGCCACCCGCAUCCUGCAUCUCUUAGGCCAGGAGGGACCCAAGACCAACAACCCCUCCAAGUACAUCCGCUUCAUCUACAACCGAGUGGUUUUGGAGCAUGAGGAGGUCCGGGCAGGUGCAGUUAGUGCGCUGGCCAAGUUUGGGGCCCAGAAUGAAGAGAUGUUACCCAGCAUCUUGGUGCUGCUGAAGAGGUGUGUGAUGGAUGAUGACAAUGAAGUAAGGGACCGAGCCACUUUCUAUCUCAACGUCCUGGAGCAAAAGCAGAAGGCCCUCAAUGCAGGCUAUAUCCUAAAUGGUCUGACUGUCUCCAUCCCUGGCCUGGAGAGGGCUCUGCAGCAGUACACUCUAGAACCGUCGGAAAAGCCUUUCGAUCUCAAGUCUGUACCCCUGGCUACCAUGCCUAUUGCAGAGCAGAGAACAGAAAGUACCCCCAUUGCAGUGGCCAAGCAGCCUGAGAAAGUGGCAGCCACCCGACAGGAGAUUUUCCAAGAACAAUUGGCAGCAAUCCCCGAGUUCCGUGCACUGGGGCCCCUCUUCAAGUCCUCACCUGAGCCUGUGGCCCUCACCGAGUCAGAGACAGAAUAUGUCAUUCACUGCACCAAACACACCUUCACUGACCACAUGGUCUUUCAGUUUGAUUGCACAAACACACUCAACGACCAGACUUUGGAGAACGUAACAGUGCAGAUGGAGCCCACUGAGGCCUAUGAGGUACUCUGUUAUGUCCCUGCCCGGAGCCUCCCCUACAACCAGCCUGGGACCUGCUACACGCUGGUGGCACUGCCCAAGGAAGACCCCACAGCUGUGGCCUGCACGUUCAGCUGCAUGAUGAAGUUCACUGUCAAAGACUGCGACCCAACCACUGGGGAGACUGACGAGGAAGGCUAUGAAGAUGAGUAUGUGCUUGAAGAUCUGGAAAUCACUGUAGCUGAUCACAUCCAAAAGGUCAUGAAAAUGAACUUUGAAGCAGCCUGGGAUGAGGUGGGUGAUGAAUUUGAGAAGGAGGAAACUUUCACUUUGUCAACCAUCAAGACACUUGAAGAGGCUGUGGGCAAUAUUGUGAAAUUCUUGGGGAUGCACCCAUGUGAGAGGUCAGAAAAAGUGCCAGAUAACAAGAACACCCACACAUUGCUCCUCGCUGGUGUAUUUCGGGGUGGUCAUGACAUCCUGGUACGUUCUCGGCUGCUGCUUUUGGAUACAGUGACAAUGCAAGUGACAGCCAGAAGCUCUGAAGAGCUGCCAGUAGACAUCAUCUUGGCAUCUGUGGGCUAGGCCUAUAGAAUCCCUAUUCCUACCCCUUUCCCCCAACACUACACAGAAGGUAUGCCUUCCUUAUGAACCCAGUGGAAAUCCCAUCUUCAGCCUCUGUAUUAAAAAUAAUU